Messenger RNA from Myodes glareolus (Bank vole), 1962 nucleotides. RefSeq names its product liver carboxylesterase-like. NCBI's taxonomy places the organism in Eukaryota, Metazoa, Chordata, Mammalia, Rodentia, Cricetidae. The record is from RefSeq and is a predicted model, not a curated record.
UACCUGGGCAAGUCCUACCUUCUGGGCUUCCUGUUGUUGUAAGGUUGUCACCUUGUGGCAGCACAGACUUAGGCCUGGGAUUCAACCAUGUCACUCGGUAGACCUCCUGGCUGGCUGUUUGCUGUGGCCUGUGGGCUCCUGCUUCUCCACAUGCAUGGCAAGGACUCAGCCAGCCCCAUCAGGAACACACACACAGGGCAGGUGAGAGGAAGCCUCGUCCAUGUGAAAGACAGCGAUGUUGGUGUCCACACCUUCCUGGGGAUUCCCUUUGCCAAGCCACCUGUGGGACCACUGCGCUUUGCUCCCCCGGAGCCCCCAGAGCCAUGGAGUGGUGUGAGAGAUGGGACCUCCUAUCCGGCCAUGUGUCUGCAGACUGACGUAACGACUCUAGAGGGAGCCAAGGAGAUGAAUCUGAUCAUGCAUCCCAUCUCUAUGUCUGAGGACUGCCUGUAUCUCAACAUCUACACACCAGCGCAUGCCCGUGAAGGUUCUAACCUGCCUGUGAUGGUAUGGAUUCAUGGUGGUGCACUUGUUCUGGGAAUGGCUUCCAUGACCGAUGGAUCCAUACUGGCUGCUACUGAGGAUAUAAUAAUGGUUGCUAUCCAGUAUCGCUUGGGUGUCCUUGGCUUCUUCAGUACUGGAGACCAGCACGCCACAGGCAACUGGGGUUACCUGGACCAAGUGGCCGCCCUACGCUGGGUCCAGCAGAACAUCGCCUACUUUGGAGGCAACCCUGGCCAGGUCACUAUUUUCGGCGGGUCAGCAGGAGGAACAAGUGUGUCUUCACUUGUUGUGUCCCCCAUGUCCAAAGGACUCUUCCACAGAGCCAUCAUGCAGAGUGGCGUGGCUUUGCAUCCUGACCUUAUCUCUGACACCCACGAGAGGGUCUACACAAAAGUGGCCAACCUAUCUGGAUGUAAAGCCGUGGACCCAGAGGCCAUGGUACACUGCCUACGAGACAAGAGUGAAGCAGAGAUUCUGGCUAUCAACCAGGUCUUUACUAUGAUGCCUGCUGUUGUGGAUGGGACAUUCCUACCUAGGCACCCUCGGGAGCUGUUGGCCUCUGUGGAUUUUCGCCCUGUCCCCAGCAUCAUUGGUGUUGACAGGGAUGAAUUUGGCUGGGGAAUCCCUUUGUACAUGGGGUUUGAUCCUGUCAUAAAGAACAUAACCAGAGAGACCCUGCCAGCUAUUUUGAAGAACACAGCAGCACAUAUGAUGCUGCCUCCUGAGUGUAGUGACCUGUUAAUGGAAGAGUACAUGGGGGAUGUUGAGGAUGCCCAGACCCUGCAAGCACAGUUCAGAAACAUGAUGGCGGACUUCAUGUUUGUGAUCCCUGCACUCCAAGUAGCAUAUUUUCAGCGGUCCCACGCUCCUGUCUACUUCUAUCAGUUCCAGCACCAGCCCAGCUUCAUCAAACAUAAGCACAUCCGGCCACCCCAUGUGAGGGCUGACCAUGGUGAUCAUGGCGCCUUUGUCUUUGGCUCCAACCUCUGGGGCUUGAAACUUGACCUCACUGAGGAGGAGAAGCUGCUGAACAGGAGGAUGAUGAAGUACUGGACUAACUUUGCAAGACAUGGGAACCCCAACAGCGAGGGUCUCCCCUACUGGCCUGAGUUGGUCCAUGAUGAGCAGUAUCUACAGCUGGACAUCCAGCCUGCUGUGGGCCGAGCCCUGAAGGCCAGGAAGCUGCAGUUCUGGACGAAGACUCUGCCCCAGAAGAUCCAGGAGCUAAAGAGGACACAGGAGAAGCGCACAGAGCUUUAAUGCCCUGAGGCAGGAAGGUGGAUGGGGUCAUCCUGAGGUUACAACUUCCAUUUAUUUAACGUAUUUGUUCCAACGCUCACAUAAGCAUUUCUAACCUCAGCUUUUGCCUUUUCAGUCAAGAAGACAAUCCCUCUGGGUGUUAUUCCUUAUCCUUCUGGACACAUUUUAUUAGACUCAAUAAAUACUCUCAUAACCAUA